AUGAUCAUCGUCAUGGGCAUGCUCUCCUGGUUCGUCGACAAGUUUGUCGGCGCCAACGUCCUCACCCCGACCUCGAUCCUCAUCCUCUUCAUCGUCUCCGUCCUCGCCCUCGCCUGGGCCCUCUUCACCCUCUUCAGCUACCACCGCUCCUCGGCCAAUGCCUUCUUCGUCGCCGUCAUUGACAUCGCCAUUGUCGGCGCCCUCAUCGCCGGCAUCUACUACCUGCGCAACAUCCGCUUCGCCUCGUGCUCCGCGAAUCCGAGCGCGAGCCACCUGUGGACGAACCAACUCGGCGGCAACUUCAACGCCCUCAGCUGGAGCCCCUCGGGUCCCUGCAACAUGCUCAAGGCCGUCUGGGCGUUCUCCAUCAUGAACACAGUCUUCUUUGCCUGGACCGCCUUUGCCGCUUUCAUGCACGGCGACCACUUCAGCGCUGCCGACGAGCGUCGCACCAGGAAGCGUCACCACUCGAGCCGCCACAGCCAGCGUCACCGCAGCCGCUCCCGCUCCAACGGCUCGCACUACAGCCACCACAGCCACCACUCGCGCCGAGUCUACGUCUAG
Akanthomyces muscarius is the source of this 564-nucleotide messenger RNA. RefSeq lists its product as uncharacterized. NCBI's taxonomy places the organism in Eukaryota, Fungi, Ascomycota, Sordariomycetes, Hypocreales, Cordycipitaceae. The transcript has 2 exons. The coding region runs from base 1 to 564 and encodes 187 amino acids. The record is from RefSeq and is a predicted model, not a curated record.